Messenger RNA from Helicoverpa armigera (cotton bollworm), 4758 nucleotides. RefSeq names its product coiled-coil domain-containing protein R3HCC1L. The record is from RefSeq and is a predicted model, not a curated record. NCBI's taxonomy places the organism in Eukaryota, Metazoa, Arthropoda, Insecta, Lepidoptera, Noctuidae. Bases 435 to 2006 code for a protein of 523 amino acids. Gene Ontology annotation, molecular function: mRNA binding; RNA 7-methylguanosine cap binding. The transcript has 10 exons.
GUGUUAAUGCGAGUUUAUUUAUAGGAUUCCAUGUGUGUGUAAAAUGAAAAUGGAUGGCCGAUAGAUUCCCGUUUGGCACGUGAAUAGAUAUUUUUAUUUAAUUAUUUGUAAUUAUCAUUUGUCCGUCAAACUGGGUGCCAAAACAGUAGAGCGGUUCCUCAGCCUAGCAGACGACAACUUUGUCGAAGAUGUCAACGAAGACCUGAAAUGUUUCCUUGCCGAAGGAAGAGUUGACAGUGAUAUCUGAAAGAUUCUUACUCGUGCUAGUGUUCCCUCCAGUGAGCAACUACCGUCGCUUCCUCAUCCACAACUCUGUGGAACAGCUGGGCAGAGCUGACCUUGCCACCUUCUCUAUAGGAGUUAGUGACGAGCGUCGCACUGUGGUCUGCUACAAGGAGAGAUUGCUGAGUGAUGAAGCUUGCGCGCGACCAGCCAUGGGCCUGACACAGACUGAACGUGACGAUGCCACCAUUUCACAAGCAGCAGCGGUGGGAGGUUGCAAGCCGGCGCAAGCGACGCGGCGCGCACAGCCUCAGGAAAAGAUCAGAACUGGCUCAACGAAACCUCGUCGCCCUGAUCGCGCCGUGUAUGUGCCGCGUGCAUUACGCACCGCGGAUAACGCUCAGCCUGAGGAACACAAGGAGACCAACAACCACCGCAGAACUAGUCACAGCGCGGAAGGAACCAAGUGCCCUAAGUCUCCCGCGCCCAAAGACAAAUCACAACACGGCACCCCUAGGAAAUCCAUAGACAAGACCUACUGCAAUGUGUACACACCACCACAUCUCAGGAAUCAAAGAUCUCAAACGGCCCCAAGCAUAGACGAACCUACAUCGAGCGAUACAAAGGAAUCCGUGCCUUCAGGCUUCCAAGUGCCAAAUAGUGAUAGUGCAAUAUCUUUUAGUGAUAAUAGGUUUAACGACAUAGAAGUAGGCGAGAAUUUUUAUAUAGGAGAUUAUUUCGCUAACGGACAGUUAGGGUUCUACAGCCCGAACUACUAUAGUGAAUACGCCGAUAACAGUCGCGAGAACGCGGCCGAUAGCAGCGACUAUAGAUCAAAUGAUUCCGACGAAAAUAUGGCGGUGAACGAAUCGAAUCAAAGCAAUAAUAUAAUCGAUAACGAUUACCCCUACGCUAAGGACGAAGAUGUGGAGAAGAAUGAGUUGAAGCGAGCGUCCCAAGAAAUUAAUAGGAGUAGCAAGAGAAUUAUAAAACAGAGCUUCCAUUCUGACGUGUUGGUUAUAUCGGAUGCAGUUGAGAGUGAGCCGGAGAAAAAUGAGCCUGAACCAGUUGUAGAAGAGAAAGUAAAAGAGCCUGAAUUGAAGAAGUCUAAACCUAAAUUAGAAGCUAAAGUAUCUUUGAAGCGGGAAGAGAACGAUUGGGACGCAGUUUUUGAUGACAGUGGGGAAUGUCUGGAUCCUUCGCUUCUUGAAGAGUUGACAACUACAGUUGGGAAAGUUCACAUAACUAAACCUAAGAACAGUUAUGAUCAGUACCAAACGCGAGGUCAGCAGCUCUUCAAUGGACCUUACGACGAAACGUUCGGUCAUGUGGUAGAAGUGUAUGACUUUCCUAGUGAAUUCAAAACGAACGAUUUGUUCUCAUUGUUUAGUGAAUAUAAAGACACGGGUUUUGAAAUUAAGUGGGUGGACGAUACGCAUGCGUUGAUCGUGUUCAGCAGCGCUAAAAUUGCUAACGAAGUGCUAUCGGCGCAGCGUCCCCUCGUGCGAUGCCGGCCACUCCACGCCGCCACUCUCGAGUCCAGGAACAAAGCGAAAAAGUGUGCAGAAUUCCUGCAGCCCUAUCGACAGCGGCCGGAGACGUGCACGGCGUUAGCCAGACGCUUGGUGUCGGGCGCGCUGGGCGUCAAGCUCAGCACGGCGCGGCAGGAACGCGCAGAGGAGAGGAGACUUAUUACUAUCGCUAGAGAGAAGAAACGCCAGGCGGCGCUACACAAGGAGGCGGCGUGGGACGGCUCGCUCGCCAACCAGUCCGUCGACACGUGAGAUUAACCACGCGGGCUGGAUUCCAUUCUAUGGGAGAUACGUCAAAGCUCUCACUAAACACGUUCGUUUUACUAAAGUUAAUGUAGUUUUAGAACUAUAGAUAUUUUUCUAUGCGAAAUAUUAGAAUAUACGACGCCUAAGAGGUUUUGGUCCUUUACGUAAGUUCGGUUAAUGCUUAGAGCUUUAAAUUUUAUGUUUAUUUUUGUUCGCUAAUUUUAAUUUUGUGUUUUUUUUAAUAAAGUCGUGUAUUAUAUUGUAUGUAUGUAUACGAUUUGAAGUGACAGUGAAAACUCUAUGCUUAUAAAAGAAUGUGAGUCCAAUCUCAUAUCACAACAUAUAUUGUAAGUUUUGACGAAUGUUUUAUGUAUAUGUGUGGAAAAAUUGGGUGAUAAAUCUUACAGUUAGCUAAUAAUUAAAAUUGCAUGUUUUAUUUCUUUAAAGGUAUGGAUCAUACUACUUAAACAGUUCUAGAAAAAUCGUAUUCAUGACAUUUUAACUGCAUAAUAUUUCCUUUAAGUUAUAUGUAUACAUCUGUAGUAUUCAUAGAAGCCAAAUAUUAGUAUUUAUUUAGCUGUCUCAUAUAUUUUAAUAUAGUUUUAUUGUGUAAACGAGUUGGUUGGUUUCUGCAUGCGGCCAAAAGCGUGAUAAAAGUUGCUUAAACAGUUUUAUUUAUUUUAAGUACAGAUAAGUUUAGCCUUUUGAAUGCCAAAUAUUGAUCGUGCAAUGGAACAUAAAAAUCUUUCUAGCAAGUACCAAGAAUACUUCGACGUAUUUUCAUUUAAAUAUACUGGUGUAUUUCUUUUUAAUAAUAAAUUAAAUGUUUGAUUGCAGUUUUCAUAUUUGGAAUUCAAAAUCGUAUGUAUAAUUUGUUGCGAGUUGUGCCUUCGUUGUCUAGUCUGGUUGUAUGUAACGCUCGGACUUCAAAACCUCUUUGCGUUAACUUUAUUAGACGAAAGUAGGUUUAAUUAUUAGCAGAAUAAUAGUUUUUAAUAUUGCGUCUUAUGAUAAUUAUAGUAAUUACUUGUUCUAGCGUUCGGAUCGAAGGAAGGUAGUUUUAGAACUACUUUUAUUUUGACUAAAGAUAAAGAUGCGGUAGUUUUGGUAGCAAUGGAGAACGAAUAUUUGAAUUUUGAAUAUAGAAAAAUGUUUUUAAUAAUGAGAAAUUAGAUAUAUGGCGACGGAUUUGAAUCAUUCGUUGCCGUUGUUGAUAAAAAAAAUGAGAAAAUAUUGUCUCGUACAGAUACCGGCACGGAUAUUGGGCUCUCGGCGGAAGAGUGGGGAUCGCUUUGCGCACCCGUACGCAUAAGGCAAUAAGGCAGUAAAUCGCUUCUGCGCAGGUGAAGGUCAUGGCCCGAUAUUCGUGCCGAUAACUGUAAGUAAAAUGUCCUUUUACCGACCUUAUUAGAGUCUUUAUGGCCAAGAACGAAUAGCUAGUUAUCGAUUUUGUGGUAACUUCUCAUUUUAUUAAAUGUACUCCUUGCGUUUUGUUGAACUGUGACCAUAGAUAUAGAAAAUGGACAGAGCGUUCCCGCUGAAACCCUUCUUAGCAGUCAAGUAUAAGAGUGAUUAAUAAUAUUUAUACAGUUUUUGUUCGUUUUCUAUAUUUAUGACUGAAAAUAUUUUGGAUUAAGUCGGCAGCUAGCCUAUAGAGGUUUCAUAUGAUUGUGACUUCUUUCAAUAUGAAUGUUGACAACCGCAGCGAUAGAAAAGUGGCGACAAAAGCGAGUUAUACUUCGUAUAUAAUCUCAACUAUUCUCUAUGUUGUUUAUGCAUGUUAUUUUUCUGUCUUUACACAUAUCCUGUGACUACUGAACUUUUGUCUUGUUUUAAUAUGCUUUCACUCGCUCUUGUUGUCAUCUACCAUAGACUCACCAACAAGAAUGAAUGAUAUUAUACUGUCAAUUUACAAAAUAAAUACCGAUCUAUGUAAAAAAGGUUUGUCACAAAAGAAUAUGUACGUGAAAAAGAUUAAUAUAUUUUGUUACCAGUAUCACAAUUCAGCCAAAGAUCUGAUUACUAAUUCGGUGUUUUAAAACUAUUUUACUGACUGGCUCAAUUUUAAUAUAUAUUUUUUAAUAUGGCAACUUUUGAAUGCUGACACUCUACACGGAAACUGACAAUUGUAAUGCUUGAAUGUUGCCAGAUGUCAUGAAUUUGCAAUAUACAUAAGCGACAACAGUUCAGAUCCACACUACGGUCCCAAGAAAAAAUGCCUUUUAAUAGUCAUGUGUGUCAUAGCACUUUAUUUUAUUUUAUUCAUGGGACAAUAUAAAUGUUACAAGAAUAGUAACAAACAGUUAAACAAUAUUGCAGCCCACUACAUUAUCCACAUACUAGCAAAAAUAUGUGGAUACUUGAUAGACAUACACAUUCUAACUACUUCUAGUUUAAACUUUUAAUUCUGUUGAAUUUAUUUGUGCACUGAAAAACAGCGUAAACGAUUUCUUUUCCUAAAUGAGUUCAUGAUAGAUUUUACCAAUACGUACUUUUGAUUUUAUAUAAAAUCAUGUGACAGGAUUCUCUUAAAUAAUGUUUCUUUUUUAAUAAAUAAACUGUGCAAUAACAAUGUACAUAUCUAUGAAGUCAGUUUCACAUCGUACCGUCCAUAUAAACAAUAAUGUAUCACUACAAUAAAUAAAUAUUCUCAUACGUCAUUUUGUUAAGUUUUUAUUUUUCACCUCUGUACAUAAUGUGACUAAAGUUAGCUAAUGUUAGAGAUAAUGGCGAGAUUCAUUGAUAUUAAAACUAAAAA